AUGGAUGCCCGACUUGAUGGCCAUUUCGACUUGGACAAACCAAGCCAAAGUGGCGAUCCUUUUCAGAUUAUAUGGCCUGAAAAGCUGCCACAAUGCCACGGCGUGUGCGAACGCACCGAGGAUUCAUUUGGGGGCGGCCGCCGCAUUAUACUGUCUGAUGAAGUUCAACAGGAUGCUGAGCGUGGGUGUCCCAAAUGUAUGAUCAUAUUCCACAGUUGUCGAGAUCUUGAAACGACAGGUGCGAAACUUGAGGUCGACUGCCAUGCCGAUAAGCCUGGUAUGGUUCGGCUUUCUCUGACUUGGCCAGAGAAGCCCACUUCCUACCACACGGUGCAGGUCUACGUUGAGCUUGGCACGCCAGAACCAUCUUGGAAAUACAUCAAACCGAGGCGCAUCCUUACGACGAAACGACGUGUCGAGUAUAAGCCACUACUCCAUUCCUGGAUAGAGAAAUGCAAUGAAUCACAUACAGACUGCAUAAAAACCAACCCGGAACUGCCGCAUAUCGUCCUCGACGUGGGUAGCCAAGACAAACCUCGUCUUUUCCUCCACGUCUCUUUCAAGCAAGUUGGACAAUACACCGCUCUCAGUUAUUGUUGGGGAAGGUCGAACCCGCCAAAGACGACGACAUUGAAUAUUGAACAACACAAGCGGUAUAUCAAUUUUGACGAGCUUCCAAAAUGUUUCCAGGAUGCCAUUACCGUUACUCGCGAUCUCGGCAUCCGAUAUCUUUGGAUCGAUUCUUUGUGCAUCCAGCAAGAUGAUACUCAGGAAUGGCAAAAAGAGUCAUCCAAAAUGGCGGACUAUUACAACCAUGCUUAUUUGGUGAUUGCCGCGUCCCAGGCCGGAGAUCCGAGCCAAGGUUUUCUCGAUUCUCUACAAGACAGUUCUAAUACUACAAAGUAUUCAGGGAUCCAUAUUGGAGAUAUCAUCAACCCAGAUUCCAGCAUCUCUCGUAUUUAUCGAGAAAAGCUUAGCCUAGACUACUGGUGGGAACGACAUGCAGACCCCCUUGAUCAUUCGCCGCUGAACAGACGGGCUUGGGUGUUCCAAGAAUACUUACUUGCUAAGCGAAUCGUCCAUUUCACCGCAAACGAACUUCUCUGGGAAUGCGUUGAAGACCUCGAAUGUGAGUGCUUAGAGACGAAGAAUUCUGCUUGGGACGGGAUUGGCACCGUAGGUAUAAUGCGGAAGAACCGGUUCCUAAGUAUUGGUCAGCUUUACAAAGAUUCUACUCGACUACAGCAUUGGUUGGGCGUUUUGAGCCAGUACUCCACUUUGUCCAUAACAAAAGGUUCCGACGUCUUGCCAGCACUGUCUGGGCUAGCUAAAUUUUGGCGAUCACCCGAGACCGGCGAGUACCUAGCUGGAUUUUGGGAGAAGAACAUUAUCGAGAGCAUCGGAUGGAUCCGGUCGGACGAUCAAGAUGGUCCGAAAAGAGCUUUGCAACGUUCUAAGGAGAAGCACCGACCGCCUUCCUGGUCUCCAUUCUCGAUACAAGAAGCAGACCGGUACCACAACCCUAGACUGCUUAUUCCCGUCUGGAUUUCAUCGGCUGUGCGCAAGAAAUACGUUGUGGUAUACGAAGCAGUGGUGACCACAGCGGGAGAAGACGAAACCGGAGAAGUUGAAAGUGGGUACCUUAAGCUUAAAGGUCCCGUGACACGAGUCGAUAUCGGGCCCCAGGAGGAGCACGUAAUGGAGAGUAAGAUUGAGCUUGGAGGAAUGAGUGUCAAAGUGCAAUGGGACAUCGAAAUGGACCUUUCCCGAGGAUUGCAUAUUGCACUUCUUCUUAUAUAUGAUGAGCCGGCUCGUCUCCGAGCACUUGUUCUGAAAGCUUGUGGGUGUGUUUACGAACGAGUUGGCAUCUUGUUUGUAAACUGGGGUAUUGGUUAUAAUGGAAAGGACUUUAAGUCGAUCUCUAAACUUUUACAGGCAGGCACCAAAGAAGUAAUCACAAUCAUCUGA
Pestalotiopsis fici W106-1 is the source of this 1968-nucleotide messenger RNA. RefSeq lists its product as uncharacterized. The coding region runs from base 1 to 1968 and encodes 655 amino acids. The record is from RefSeq and is a predicted model, not a curated record. Lineage: Eukaryota; Fungi; Ascomycota; Sordariomycetes; Amphisphaeriales; Sporocadaceae. The transcript has a single exon.